AUGCAUCACUUGGACCCCCAUGAACGCCCUCCAGACGGCAUACGCAAUGUCUACAAGAAGUAUCAAAAGAUGAAGUUGAACGACUUGGAUCUAGAUGGGGACAUCAUUGAUCUAUCAAGCGACGCCUCCGCGUCAUCAAGUGGCCGAGUGCGCGUUGUCAGAGAAUACACCGCAGAAGACUUGACCGCUAUUUUCCAGGCGUUCGCCGGUGAAGAUGGGGUAGAACUUCAAGACACGGAUAUACCAAGAUCGAUACCGGUAUACGAACACGAAGACAUGCCAGGCCUCCACAUCAUCCCCUCACUCCUACCCCCAUCCGUUCAAUCCACACUGCUGUCCCACCUUCUCCACCGCGAUCUCUCUAAUCCAUCUCAUCUCACAAACAUCCAUACCCACUACAAGUUGUCAUAUCCGUCCUCCCAGUCAUCCUUCUUCUCCGUCCCGCCUACUUGCCCUUCACCCAUGGCCCAUCCCCUCGACCCCACAGUUCACAAGCCUCUAUCCAUCCUGCAACUCCUCAACAAGAAACUCCGAUGGACGACUCUAGGCGGCCAGUAUGAUUGGACUGCGAAACGCUACCCCACCACCCCACCUCCAGCUUUCCCUUCAGAUACAAAGAAGCUUUUAGAGUCUCUAUUUACGUCUACGAAAGCUGAAGCCGCGAUUGUAAAUCUCUAUUCACCAGGCGAUACGCUGAGUGUGCAUAGAGAUGUUGCUGAAAGCAGUGGGACGGGUUUAGUUAGCGUGAGUCUGGGAUGUGAUGCCAUCUUCGUUCUUGGAACUUCAGUACCGAAAAAGGGAAAGGAUGGCAAGGAGAAAGAAGAAGGCAGUGAGGAAAAGAUUGUUACGCUGAGGUUGAGAUCAGGAAGCGCAGUAUAUAUGAGCGGAGAGUCGAGGUUUGCAUGGCAUGGUGUUCCGCAGAUAGUAGGGGGCACGUGUCCUGAGUAUUUAAUAGACUGGCCUGCGAGGGCAGAUAGACAAACCUCGCUGUAUGAGGGGUGGAGAGGGUGGAUGCGGAAUAAACGGGUCAACUUGAAUGUACGACAGAUGUGGGAUUGA
This is a messenger RNA of Alternaria burnsii, 1059 nucleotides long. RefSeq lists its product as uncharacterized. The record is from RefSeq and is a predicted model, not a curated record. Gene Ontology annotation, cellular component: cytoplasm; nucleus. The transcript is spliced from 2 exons. NCBI's taxonomy places the organism in Eukaryota, Fungi, Ascomycota, Dothideomycetes, Pleosporales, Pleosporaceae. Bases 1 to 1059 code for a protein of 352 amino acids.